CUACGAAGGUGAGGUGCUAACGCUAACAAAUAUACAGCGCAGCGAUAUGGGUGCUUAUUUGUGUAUCGCCAUGAAUAAGGUACCACCUUCUGUUAGCAAACGCUUCACGGUCAUCGUACAUUUUCAUCCGCUGAUACGUGUAUUGAAUCAACUUGUUGCGGCACCAAUAACUAGUGACGUUCAUGUGCAAUGCUACUUAGAAGCUUCUCCGAAAGCUAUGAAUACUUGGUCACGAGACACUGGUGAGAAGCUUCUUCCCAACGACAAGUACGUGAUGCAAGAAACACAAAUAAAUGACUAUUCCCUACUAAUGAACCUGACAAUUAAAAACUUAGAUAAGUCUGACUUUGGCGGUUACAUCUGCCAGUCCUACAACCUCCUUGGUAAAGCUGAGGCAGUGGUUAGAUUGCAAGUCCACUAG
Molecule: messenger RNA, 421 nt
Organism: Acanthoscelides obtectus
Lineage: Eukaryota; Metazoa; Arthropoda; Insecta; Coleoptera; Chrysomelidae
Source: the annotation of a GenBank genome assembly